GUACCUACAAUAUGCGAACAAAGUGAAAUCGGAGAAUCCCUGCAUAUAACAUACAUGACCAGUGCAUUAUAAUAUCUCACAUGGAGUGAGUGAAAGUCAAUUUAAAUUUACUCGUACAUGACAUGAACAUCCCUCAAAUGCAAUCGAGAAAAACCAAUUAGUCGCCUUCAAAUCGCUUCUCAGACAAGGAGAGACUCGGAAUCCAAGGCGGAAGCUAGCAAGUCAUUCAAGGAUCUCCAUCUGCAGGGCUCCCCACCAAAGUACUGGUACCGUACCGUCUCAAUCCUGACCAUCGAUCGGACCCCUCCCCUCCCCUCACUCACGCCACGCCCCUCCGAAAAGUGCGCCGUUUGUUUUGCUACCGUACCAGUGGCGUAGUUUGCCUAGCCAAGAAAGCUUAGAAGAAGGUGCAAGCAAAAAAAAAAAAACUUUAAGACUCAUACUUAGUUCUUUGCCUCUUUUCUUUGCUGGCAAUUGAGGUUACGGUACCUACUUACGAGCAAUUCAUCACUUACAUUUCCGUCUGGUUCUUGCGAGGUCUUGAUUAUUCGCUUGCUUACAGCAGAGAGGAAGAGAAGAGAGAGAGGAAAGGAAGGAAGAUACAAAGAAAGAAAAACAAGCAGAUGUUGAACGAUACCUCGAAAAUGGCCACCGAACUCCCAACCCGCAGCACGAAUGGCGAUCGUACACCCCUCAACGCAGCCGGCGAGGAGAACUUCACCGUCAAGACGGGCUUGGCGAGGAUGUUGAAGGGGGGUGUGAUUAUGGAUGUCGUUAAUGCUGAACAAGUACGUACUUUUCUCUUUCCCUUCCCUUCAUCUUUUCUUUUCUUUCAAAAGACAAUUGGACUCUGUUCUUUUUGAUUUCUUUGCCUCCCAAGAUGUAAGCUGACUCAUGAAAUCAACACAGGCAAGAAUAGCAGAAGAAGCUGGCGCCGUAGCAGUCAUGGCUCUCGAGCGUGUCCCAGCCGAUAUCAGAGCCGAGGGUGGUGUAUCCAGGAUGUCGGAUCCCAAGAUGAUCAGGGAGAUCAUGAAGACAGUUACCAUUCCCGUCAUGGCCAAGGCGAGAAUCGGUCAUUUCGUAGAGUGUCAGGUAUGUAUCCAUCCUCUUCCUUUUCUAUUCCUCCCUCUUUUCCCUUUCCAAUUCAAACUUAUACUCACCAUCAAAACGUACCCAGAUCCUCGAAGCAAUAGGCGUAGACUACAUCGACGAAUCCGAAGUCCUCACCCCCGCCGACGCCCUCUACCACGUCGAAAAGCACCCCUUCUCCGUCCCUUUCGUCUGCGGCUGCCGCAACCUAGGCGAAGCCCUCCGCCGCAUCUCCGAAGGCGCCGCCAUGAUCCGCACCAAAGGCGAAGCCGGCACCGGCGACGUGAUCGAAGCCGUCCGCCACAUGCGCACCGUCAAUUCCGAGAUCGCCCACGCCUCCAAGAUGUCCGACACCGAGCUGCGCGUCCUGGCCAAGGACAUUCAAGCGCCCUUUGAGCUGUUGAGGGAGACGGCGAGGCUGGGUCGGCUUCCCGUGGUGAAUUUUGCGGCGGGUGGCGUAGCGACGCCGGCGGAUGCGGCGUUGAUGAUGCAGCUUGGUUGUGAUGGUGUUUUUGUGGGGAGUGGGAUUUUUAAGAGUGGUGAUGCUAGUAAGAGGGCUAAGGCGAUUGUGCAAGCUGUCACGCAUUACAAUGAUCCCAAGGUCCUGGCUGAGGUGAGUGAGGAUCUGGGGGAGGCCAUGGUCGGUUUGAAUGUUUCGGUGAUGGAUGCGAAGGAUAAGAUGCAAGGUAGAGGAUGGUAAGGAGUUUCUCAUUUUUUUCUCUUCUUUUUUUGCGAUUUGCGAGGGGAGUGGAGUAUAGGAAAGGGGGAGGCGAUUUUACAUACGGUAUUGCAUGCAUCCUUCAACGAUAUGCAUUAUUUUGGCGCACAGCUUAAAAAGGUUCAAUAUGGAAAUACCACCAAUCUUCAUAGAGCAAAUUCAGAUCAAAAAUUUCGGAGAUCA
Messenger RNA from Hymenoscyphus albidus, 1990 nucleotides. The record is from the annotation of a GenBank genome assembly. NCBI's taxonomy places the organism in Eukaryota, Fungi, Ascomycota, Leotiomycetes, Helotiales, Helotiaceae.